Bursaphelenchus xylophilus (pine wood nematode) is the source of this 685-nucleotide messenger RNA. Lineage: Eukaryota; Metazoa; Nematoda; Chromadorea; Rhabditida; Aphelenchoididae. The record is from the annotation of a GenBank genome assembly.
AUGUUUUCAAUGAGGUGGAGCCUUCUUCUUAUUGUCACAGGUAAAUAGAGUCAUCCGUUUUGCUUUGCUAACGCCUUAUUUUAGUGCUUGCAAUGAUCAGCUCCGCCAAGGCCAAUCCGUUUUUGAUGAGUAGACUCCCAACGUCGCCCGAUCGUCUGGUCUACGCGUUGCCGGUGAGUCAGAGAACUAGCACUUCUAGAAAGGGGUAAAAUACGCGUGGCGGACAUGGGAUAUUUUAUUCUUCGAUUUCAAUCGAAAAAAAGUAGGAUUUGACUUAAACUCGGCUUUUGGGACCUUUGAAACUACAUGCUAUGGAUAGACUUUGUACAGAGGUUCUACUGGCUUUCUCUGAGAUUCCUCUUGCAAAGAAAACAGUUGAAUAAUCUCGGCUAGAAGCCUAGACCCUCUUACAACUCUAGAAAUUGUUUUUCACCACUAAAGGCCCUCGAUUUCAGCAGAACGACUACCAAAAACGCGACACCUACCUCAAGCGGGGGUUUGACUACGAAGAUGACGUAAGUUCGUUGAUCAAUUUUACUACGCUUUAAUAACACACGUGUGUUGCACUUUUUCACAUUUUUUUGCUGAACAAAAUAGCACAUACAAACAUUGCGUUCAAAGAGUUCAGUUUGAAAAGAUAUAAAUUUGUAAAAUUUAUUUUUAGACCCUUCUACGCUUCGGAUAA